UCGGAUCCGCUGCUCCGGGGCUUCGCUCGCUCUCCCGCUGCUCGGCUACAUUGUAUCAGUUCCCACACGAAGCAGCAGCAGCAUCGCUGGACGCGGAGGAACCGAGGAACUAACCCGGAGGAGACGCUGCUCUCUGCGGGAUUUAAUCGCCACAGGGUCGCCGCAGGAGGACCGGAGUCAGGUCGGGCGCCGAUAACGAUGUUCCCCGGACUCGGUCGUCCCCUUCGGAGCGGACGCUGCCUCUUGGUGUGAUGGCAGAAGUCCAGUGAGUCGCUGGCCUCUCCUCCUCCUCCUCUCGUGCUGGAUGUCUCGGGGAGUGCGCCGCUUUCCGCCGCUCCACAUUUCUCCAGAGGGUUUAUUGUGAAUCCGGGCGCUUGUUUCCACGGAGCCGCUCGCCGCCAUGGCCGGAGCGGGGGUUGGGAUAGGAGUCGUUAGCUAAGUCGGGAAUAUGUGUUUCAAUGGGACAGCAACGAGCAGAACGUGAGGAUUCUCUAACCCUUGCCCCCGAGUCCCAACCGUCUGAGAGGGUGUCGGACCUCACUGAGGAAAUCCUGGGCCGUUGGCACUAAAAUGUCCCUAAGUGGUGGCACUGCAGGCGGGAAAGGUGUGGACUCUAAUGCGGUGGACACUUACGACAGCGGGGAUGAGUGGGAUAUAGGUGUUGGAAAUCUGAUUAUUGACCUUGACGCUGACUUAGAGAAAGACAAACUUGAGAUGUCUGGUACCAAGGACGGAAUGACGGCACCGCCCAGUGCCGUGGCAGCGUUGCCUGACAACAUCAGGUUUGUUAGCCCAGUGUCUGGCUCUCAAGGCAAGGAAAGCAAAUCCAAAUAUAAGCGCAGUAAGAACUCUAAAGACAAUAGUAACAAAGCUUCUGCCGGAGACGGGGGUAAAAAAGAAACUGCAGGACGGACUCAGGGGGAGCCGGCAGGUACAGCAGCGAACGCAGGAGCUGCUGGCGGUAAUUCCACCUCUGGGAGGAACAUGGAAAAAGGGGGCAAAGCCUCCCGAGGUGUUCUAGGUGGUAAAAAAGAGAAAGAAGGGGCUGGUGGGAAAAGUAAGAAGGACAAAACAGAUGGAGCACCAGUCGUAGCAAUAGCUGCUGCAGAGAAGGAUGUUGUGUCUCAAGCCCAAGUUGCUUUGGGGAAUAGUCGUAAUACGUCCUUUGAGAACACACAAUCAACAGACUUGGCUGAAGCCAAUCAAAUGGGGAAUAUUGCACUUGAACAAGUUGGGAUAGUACCAGCAUUGACCGCGAAAACUGAACCGGAGGAGGUGGAAAAUGGUAAUGGUGAAUGCAAGACGUUAAAGAAGGUGAAAAAUGAAAAGAUGGAAUCUCCUGUCUCCACGCCAGCCCCUCCCCCCCUCCACCUCCUGGCCGCAGUAGGCAACAGUGAGAUUGCCUCGCCGUGUGAGCAGAUAAUGGUGCGAACACGCUCAGUGGCAGUGAACACAUCCGAUGUGGCCCUGGCUACCGAACCUGAGUGCCUGGGGCCCUGCGAGCCCGGUACCAGUGUCAAUCUUGAAGGCAUUGUGUGGCAGGAAACUGAGGACGGCAUGCUGGUGGUCAAUGUUACUUGGAGAAACAAGACGUAUGUGGGAACCCUGUUGGACUGCACUCGCCAUGACUGGGCUCCCCCCAGGUUUUGUGAAUCCCCGACAAGUGAUCUGGAGAUGAGGAAUGGCCGCGGUCGAGGCAAGCGCAUGAGACCGAAUAGCAACACCCCUAUCAACGAGAACAGCAAUUCAUCAGACAACAAGGGCACCACCAACAACAAGACGCGUGCUGCCGCGAACAGCAAGGGCCGAAGGGGCAGCCAGACACCGUCGGAGCGCCGCACGCCACCUAACAGUAACACAGAGGACAUCAAGGCGAGUCCCUCCUCAGCUGGAAAACGCAAGACCAAACCGGCCUCGGACAUGGAGCCGAAUUCCAGCUCAGAGGACACCAAAGGUAACAAACGGAUGCGGACAAACUCCAACAGCGGAGGGGUGGGACCAACAGGUCUGCCCAUCACUUCCAUUAAGACUGAGCCACUUCCACCUCCCCUCGAUCGCAGCUGCCCUUCUCCAGUUCUUAUUGAUUGUCCACAUCCUAACUGCAACAAGAAGUACAAGCACAUCAAUGGUCUCAAGUACCACCAAGCCCGUGCCCAUAACGAUGAUGACAUAAAGUUGGAGAUAGAUGCAGACAGUGAAUAUGGAGAGGAUUCAACUCUCCACCCUGAACCAGGGAACUGUAAUGGAGCAUCUAUCUCUCAGAAAGGAUCCUUGUCUCCAGCACGUUCAGUUACUCCAAAGGGCAGGAACUUUGAAGCUCAGAGUCCUUCCCCAUCUCCUGGCAAGUUUGGUUCAAAGCAGAGUAAAAAGAAAAUUGCAGAGACAGAUCCAGACACAGGAGGUACACCGAUGGACGGGUGCGAGGAUGGGCCAUGCCUCACUGAUGAGGCAAGUAAUGAUGGUAUAGAUGAUAAGAGAGGACCCGAGAAGUCCAAAAAGGGUAGCGCCAGCCUCAAAGCUGAUAAAAUGGCCCAGAAAAAUAUGAAAUCACCACGGCCCAUUGGCCCUGCGACUGCAGCAUCCCAGCAGAUGUACGCUUUUCCGCCUGGAAACCCAAAUUCUUCCCCAGGGCUUACCCCAAUGAUACAAGGUGUUCCCAAGAGUCCCCAAAUGAAAGGGACUCAGCCUAAACCCCCUGCCAUUGUAGAUCCUGCCUCCAGUAGCUCCAAAGACAAGAAGAAGAAAGACAAGAAGAAAAAGGAUGCUGGGAAGGAAGCUGACAGCCCCAAGCCUCCGGGAAAGGGUGGAAAACUAGAAGAAGGUAAGCUUCCAUAUGCUGAGCCUUGUGAUCAAGGAAUUAAGGGGGAAGGACUCCUCAAUGGUUCCUCAGAUCCUCAUCAGAGUCGCUUGGCCAGUAUGAAGGCUGAGGCUGACAAGAUUUACAGCUUUUCAGACAAUGCCCCUAGCCCAUCUAUUGGUGUAGCCAGUCGGAUAGAUGGUAGUGGGAUGCCGCAGCCUCUCACGCCACUUCAUGGGGCAAACCAAAAUGGUGCUGACAAUUCUUCAGUCAAAACUAAUAGCCCGGCAUAUUCUGACAUUUCAGAUGCUGGGGAAGACGGCGAAGGGAAACUAGAAGGCGGUGUCAGAGUGAGGACGGAGGAACAAGCCAUCAGGGAUAGUGUGAAAAAAGCACUUUUCUCCAAUCCACCACCCAACAAGGAAUCCCCAUACUAUGCCGGCUAUGAUGCAUAUUACUCACCCAAUUAUGUCAACCCCAGUGUCAGUGGGUCCAAUCCAGGCACACCAGUGGCUGAAGGUCAGGUUAAGAUCAAAAGAGAAGAAGACCUGGACCACAUUGAGGAAAAAGUCAAGGUUGAGGUUCAUGAAGAUCGCAAACCUGACAGCGUUGUUCCUGGCCAGCAGCAACAGCAGCAACAGCAGCAACAACAACAACAACAACAGCAGCAGCAGCAACAACAACAACAACAACAACAGCAGCAGCAGCAACAACAGCAGCAGCAGCAACAACAACAGCAGCAGCAACAGCAACAACAACAACAACACCAACAGCAGCAGCAACAGCAACCGUCAGUCAUUCAACAGCGAUCCAACAUGUACAUGCAACCUCUUUACUACAACCAGUAUGCUUAUGUCCCCCCAUACGCAUACCAUCCCGAUCAGGCCUACCAUAACCACUUGAUGAACACCAACCCAGCCUACCGGCAACAGUACGAGGAGCGGCAGAGACAGAUGGCUGAACAGCAUCGUGCUGCUGACAAGAAGUCAGAUGUAGCCAUAAAAGAGCGGGAAGCCUCCAUGAAGGAGGAGUGGAAACAAAAGAGCCCCAUGCCCCCAAGCCUCUCCAAAGCCCCAAGUCAGUCAGACCUUGGAAAGACGCCGCAACCCCCGGGAAAAUUAAGGGAUUCGCCCUCUGAGCUCUCCUCCAAAUCCAUUGGAAGCAUAAAGGGGGAGGACGGAAAGUCCCAGCAAGCUGAGGGGCUGAAGAUGAAGCUGACUGAAGGGGGUCACCAUGGAAAGGAAGACUCCAAGCAAACACUUGAGUCCAGAGGUCAGGCAGGGAUGGAGCAGGGCGUAUGGUACAGACAGCAAUUCCCAGAGGGCCAAAAGCCACAAGCAGAAGACGAACACCAGCAACCUCGAUGGAAAGACGAAAGGGACCGAGAACGGGAACGGGAUCGUAAAUUAAAGGAUGACAGGCCUCGGCCAAAGGACAGUCAAAGUGUGCCCAAGGAGGACAGCAAAGAAAGUAGCGAUCCCAGAAUCUCUUCUGAGGACCACCGGGCUUUGAGCAAAGACUCUCGUUCUAAUCCCCACAUGCAGUUUUCAUCACCACUAGCGCAACACCAAGGAUACAUGCCCUACAUGCAUGGUUAUCCCUAUGGACAAGGCUAUGACCCCAACCACCCAGGAUACAGGGGCAUGCCCUCAGUUAUGAUGCAGAAUUACCCAGGUUCGUAUCUACCUGGAGGUUAUCCCUUUUCUCCAUAUGGAGGUAAAAUGAGCGGAGGCGAGGAGGGCGGCGACAAAUCUCGCGCUAGCCCUACCGUCACCAAAACGGCAACAGACUCCAAAGCCCUGGAUAUCCUGCAUCAGCACGCCAGCCAAUACAAGAGCAAAUCCCCCACAGUAGGCGACAAGCCGCCCCACGACAGGGAGCGGGAGCAGGACAGAGGAGCGGCCGGAGACCGAGAUCGGGAAAGGGAGCGGGAGAGGGAGCGGGAAAGAGACGUGGACCGGCCGCGCUCCUCGCCCUCCCAGCGCAUCAUGCCCUCUCACCACCACCUGGGAUACCCUCUGCUCUCAGGGCAAUAUGACCUGUCCUAUGCCGCAGGGAAACCCGACCGUCACACCUCAACCCUGCAAAGAUUCAUGUGACUGGCUCACAUGAGAAGAAGAUCUCCUGGGUGUUACCUUUUAGACAUCAGUUGAAUGGUGUUUCUAUCUAUAUUUUUAUUUCUUCUGCUGAAAAAGGACAGGCAGAUGAUUUUUUUUUUUUUCUCUCUCUCUCUCUCUCUUCCCCCCUCGUAAAUGACCCUUGAAUUCUCUCUAAACCUUGGACUGUAACAGGACUGAUAUUAACCCAGGUUCAAAGCCAUGGCUCUGCCCCAUCACGCAGAGGAAACACCAACCCGCUGAUUAUCUAGUCUUUGCACUGUCAACACAUACAAUGCAAGAAGAGACUAUUGGACUGCCAGAACAGCUUUUUAUUGUUGUUGUUUUGUUUUUUCUUUCCUUUUUGACUGCAUUGUUCUUUUGUCGCACGCAGAAAGAAAGUGGCAGUGAUUCUGGGGAGUUGGGUGGCUGAUGGGAAAGAGGAGUCAAACUAAAUUAAAGACUGAAUCAUACUAAAAAUGAUUUCAACUCAUUGUCUCUCUCAUGAACGCCGUGAAACAACAGUAUAUAUCCGUAACUUGACAAAUGUUUGGCUAUAUUUUGUGGGGAGGUGGAAUAUGGCAACCGCUGCUUCCUUCAGAGACUUUAGAGCCUGAGACUGAAGUUUUUUCAUUUUCCACCGUCAUUGUUGAUUCCCCAUCCUUCUUUGAACCCUACGUUCUUGUUUCAGGGAUGAUGUCGUCAUGUUUUGCGAAGGGACCGCACACACCUCAAUGGAGAAUAAACACUACUCAUGUUUUACUUUUUCUCUCAGUACUAUUUCAGUUUCCAUAUCAUUGUGUUCAUCUGUUGAAUGUGUCUGAUGCUGGGGUUCGUCCUGAUUUUUCCUCCCGAUCGUUCGGUCACGUGCGUCGUUCAAACUCACUCGAACGGUGAAGCCACAUUAGCAAGCGACGAGUUCACAGGGCAUUGUCUUCACUACUUCGGGCCACAAGCUUCAUUCAGCUCAUCGGGUUUGAUUCUUUUUUUCUGUAAACAAUGUGAAAUUCCACACAACGCAUGUAUUCCUCUGCUGUAAAAUAGACUUUUCUCCUGCUCCUAUGUGCUUAUGUGUUUCUACGUAUCCCAGCAUGCAACUGUUUAAAAAACUCACUGUGAAAGAAAAACGUUUUCACAGCGUUUAGCAUUUUGUGCUCAGAUCACAGAUGUCCUCAGUAGCUUUUGUUAUGUCCCUGCAGAUUAUUAUUCUUUUUUUUUAAUCUAGUCAAACUAGUAACUUUUUUCAGAACAUCACAAACUCAGUGCAUUUUUUUUUUCCCAUUUAUGUGAAAGUGCAGGGAGCGAAUUCCACCGUUUUCCAGACCCUGACACUGUCCACAUCUCCGAUUCAAUAAUACUUCCAACUGACAACUCGGUCAGAUUUAGAGAAAACAAAAAGGUGAUUCAGCCGCUGUCGGAGGACGAACCUUUCUCUUGGUGCUUCGCUUGCUUUUGUGACUUCACCACGACACGCAUUCAACCCAGACAGUCGUUAGCGUGGUAUUUCUCGCCAGCAGCUAGUGUUUGGUUCAGCCCUGAGAAACUGGGUCAGUGAGUCUGAUCAGCCAGACACCGGUUGUCUUUGUUUGGUCGCUGCCUGCGCUGAACGCUCGAUUACUGGCACGUUAAACAAAAAGUGCAUGAAAUUACCCCUGAAACCCUCUUUCUGCUGCUACGACCACAGAGCCAACACGAACCGAUCCGACACAGACAAUGAACUUCAUUAAAAAGGAAGAGCCGGGGAAAAGCUGGGAGCGAACUCGAUCUCACACACACACACUCAUGACUGAAGUCAGAAGGCUCAAAGUUUCAUCUGAACAGAAGCUGGUUGCUCGAGGCCUUUUUGCGUUGGAUCUCAAACUGGUGGUGCCACUCUGUAAAAUUAAACCCGGUCUGGUUUAGUUGACAUCUACACAAAGAGCGACUGUCAGCACGGCCCUGUCCCACCAGAGGUCCUGUCGGCUUUAGAUUACACGUCUCUCGUACCUCAGGGGUUGUAAGUGAAAUUCUAUCCAAUGUGCUUUUUGCAUUGAUUUUUGAGAGAGCUCCUGUUUGCGGGUGUGAGAUCGGCACAUUUUUCUGCGUUGAGCCGGUUCAGGACAGAGAAUGAUUGAAGGUUUAAUGCCAAAACUGAGCGGUUGUGGGUUGUGAACGUUCCUCUAAAAGCAUUACAAUGAGAGUUUGACCGCACUGUCAUUAAAUUUAACUUUAUUGAUUGUAUUGGUUUUACAAUCACGUUAAAUCUCCCCUCCCACCAUGUUGUAGUUCAUUUUUAUCCAUUUACCACAGUGAUGGAGUCUUCACGCCACCAGUUGAUCUCAUGUCAAACCACCUCGGGACCUUUCUCACCGUCACGAAACGGCAGCGCUUCGUUUUUGAGGUUCUUGGACAUUCCAAGUAAAUCAGACGCCGGUUUCUCGUCCCUGCGGAUUCUUCACAGAGGGUUUUUACCUUUUUUUUUGCGCAUUUUUAAGAAGAAUGGCUGACGCGAAACAAGCUGAAUGUGGUGGUGUUUGACUUGUACUUAAUCUGUGAGGGUAAUCUAGGCAGCUGUGAUGUUGUCUUUAAAGUCGAUGGGUUUUAGUACCAGCUGACUGCAUACAUAUAGAUUUAUCAGACAAUGGUUGUGACAAGUGCAUUUGUUCUCUCGCUGAGAGUAGUCAUGUUAUCUCGGUAGUAAGCGAAGCCCAGUGAAAAAUCAUAUAUUACUAAAAAAAGUGUAUGAAAAGCCAGAAAAGUAAUGUUUGCUAUCAACAUAUUGGAAAGUGCUUGGCUCUUGUAUUUUGCAGGACUGUAUUUGUUUCAUGGUGAAGAGUAUAUUUAUUGGCCAGCAGUUGUCUCAAUUGGUGCCUAGUUGAACAUUCUUCUGUGAAAACACAGAGACACUUGCUUGUUUGUCCUUUUCUGACCCACCUGCUGUCACACAAACCUCCCCCGCCCUCUUCCUCACCCUCCUCCUCCCUACAGUACCUCGACUGGUACUCGCAAGGAUGUUUACAAUGUCUUCAUUUUCUUUCUGUGUGAGAAAUUCAGAACUCUCCCCCUCUUUCUCCUCCUUUCUCCCUCCCGUCAGGAGUUUGUGUAAAGUGUACAUUACCAUGGUUCUUUUUUAUACAAUACUCUGUAACUUGCCUUUGUAAAUUUGGGCUGGAAAAAAUAAAUCUUUUUAUGAGACUGA
Hippoglossus stenolepis (Pacific halibut) is the source of this 8071-nucleotide messenger RNA. Its product is annotated as zinc finger protein 609. Gene Ontology annotation, biological process: regulation of transcription by RNA polymerase II. The record is from RefSeq and is a predicted model, not a curated record. Gene Ontology annotation, cellular component: nucleus. The transcript is spliced from 8 exons. The coding region runs from base 571 to 4896 and encodes 1441 amino acids. NCBI's taxonomy places the organism in Eukaryota, Metazoa, Chordata, Actinopteri, Pleuronectiformes, Pleuronectidae.